Messenger RNA from Spodoptera littoralis (African cotton leafworm), 705 nucleotides. The record is from the annotation of a GenBank genome assembly. NCBI's taxonomy places the organism in Eukaryota, Metazoa, Arthropoda, Insecta, Lepidoptera, Noctuidae.
AUGGUGCUGUCUCCUGUACCGGCUGAAACUUCGUGUGCAGGGUGCUGCGCGAGCGAUGGUAUGGUGUCACGCAGGCGCGCGCGACGCCCGUGGCUGUGGCUGGCGGCCGCCGCGGUAGCACUGGUGCCGCUGCUGGCCACCGCCAUCGCCGCUGACGUCAUCUUUAGGGUGCCCGAAGUACUGGUGCGGCACGCGGCAGCGUCCAAGCCGGUGGGCACGGGGCGCGCCAACGGGUCCCGCGGCAACGAGUCGGAGCGCUGGGCGGGCGCCGGCGCCGACGACGCGCUGCUGGAGGUGCGCUACGAGGAGUACUUCGUGGAGCACGACGUGUCCACCGCCGCCGCGCGCCGCGCCGCCGCCGACCUUAACGUCGAAGACAUCCCCCCGACGCGGCCGGGCUGCGGCACGUGCAGCGAGCGCGAGUACGCGUACUGCGAGACGCGCGUGCUGGCCGACCACUGCUGCUGCGAGCGCCGCUUCGUGCGCGAGCCCUUCCCCUGGCUGCCCCACACCUGCUACGUGGGCGCGCGCCGCUGUCGCCCGCUGGCGCACGACUGCGCGCAGUACGCGCGCCUGCGGGACUGCUGCUGCCAUCGCAAGCUGGCCGAGCGAUGGAAGAGCAUCCUGUCGGAGUCGAGUCGCGCGGGAGUGAGCGGACUGUGCCUGCUAGUGGUGGGUGCGCUGUUGGUGGUGGCGAGGCUGUGA